AUGGCGUCUACAAGGAUUGGGAUGCUGCUGAGCCUGUCCCUUGUGGUGGCUCUUUGGGGUGCCGCAUUGGCUCAAUCUCAAUCAAGUUGCACCGAUGUGUUCAUAAGUCUUGCUCCUUGCCUUGACUAUGUAACAGGAAAUGCCUCUACCCCUUCCUCUUCUUGCUGCUCUCAACUCGCCUAUGUGGUGAGUUCCCAGCCACUGUGCCUGUGUGAGGUUGUUGACAGUGGUGCUUCAUCUAUUGCUGCAAGUUUCAACAUCAAUCAGACUCGGGCUUUGGCUCUCCCCACUUCCUGCAACGUUCAGACACCUCCUCUUAGCACCUGCAGUGGCUCAGCUUCUUCCUCACCAGAUCUUUCUGUUUCAAACUUUCCCAAUUCCCCUUCAGGGAUUGGAUCUAACACCGUUUCACCAAUGACUGGAAGUGUCGGUGGUUCAUCUCAUGGAAAUUCAAGUUCCACUACCAAAUUAUCAUGUUCUUGGUUUGUCAUGUUUGUCCUUGCAACGACUUUGACUUUCACCUUCAAGAAUACGACUUAG
Molecule: messenger RNA, 540 nt
Organism: Sphenostylis stenocarpa
Lineage: Eukaryota; Viridiplantae; Streptophyta; Magnoliopsida; Fabales; Fabaceae
Source: the annotation of a GenBank genome assembly